UCAAAAGCUCUUCGGGAAAAAUGGCUGAUGCAGGGAAUUCCUGCAAGUUCUCCGGCCGAGGAAGAAGCCAGGAAGAGACAGUCAGAAGAAGAUGAGCUGAAAGUGAAAAAACUUGAAGGCAACAUACAUAGAUUAGAACAAGAAAUAGGAAAGCUUGAAUGUGAAGAAUCCCAAAUAUCUGCCAAAGAACAGAUCAUCUUAGAAAAACUAAAGGAGACAGAAAAAUCUUUUGAGGACUUACAAAAGAUGCAGUAAAUUACAUUUACUCCCAGAUCCCUGAACUCACAACUCUCUAUUCACAAGCAACAGAGGCUGUUCCUGGGAAAGACAGAACAAGCAGGGUAACUG
Molecule: messenger RNA, 348 nt
Organism: Thamnophis sirtalis
Lineage: Eukaryota; Metazoa; Chordata; Lepidosauria; Squamata; Natricidae
Source: RefSeq, a predicted model, not a curated record